ACGUUACAUCGUACAUUGUGUUUAGGUGAUCAGGAAAAGUGUAAAGUUUCGGCACGUAGUUUCAGGGUUGACGUUUGACAUGACUUAGCAAGCUACUCCCAUCAAGCUAACUGAAAUGUGAGAUCUGGAAAGUUUUAUGUUGUAUUCAGUCUGUGGAUCAGUCAAAAUACAAGUUUGUAACAACGCUUCUGGAGUUAGAUUGACUACUGUUAGCUAGGUGUUAGCUGAGCACGACGUGUGUAACGUUAUGACAAGUGUAGCUCCAAUGCGUAGACUAGCUAGCUAUGCUGAUACACCAUCUGACUAGGGCUCUGUUAACAUCCGGACGACCGUUAACGUUACGCUUCCAGAUACACAGGGGGUUUAGCGUUACCGGGCAGAAGCGGACAGACUCCCCGGGAGACAUGAUGCGGCGGACUCAGAUCAAACGGGUUCUCUGUGUGGCGGAGAAGAAUGACGCGGCCAAAGGCAUCGCGGAAAUCAUGUCCAACGGCAGAGCGAGGAGGAGUGAGGGGCUGUCUGUCUAUAAUAAACUCUAUGAGUUUGAAUACCACCUGUUUGGACAGAAUGUGACGGUGUGUAUGACGUCAGUGUCAGGUCAUCUGCUGGGGCUGGAGUUCAAGGCACAGUUCCAGAAAUGGCACAGCUGUAAUCCUGUCCUGCUGUUUGAUGCCGAGGUGGAGAAGUAUUGUCCUGAGAACUUUGUUCAGAUCAAGCGGACCCUAGAGAGAGAGGUGAGACAGUGCCAGGCUCUAGUCAUCUGGACAGAUUGUGACAGGGAGGGAGAGAACAUCGGCUUUGAGAUUAUAGACGUCUGUAGAGCAGUCAAGCCCGGUGUGCAGGUGUUCCGUGCUCGGUUCUCUGAGAUCACUCCCAACUCUAUCAGGAGAGCAUGUGACACGUUAACGGAACCAGACGGUAACGUCAGUGAUGCUGUGGACGUACGUCAGGAGCUGGACCUCAGGAUAGGUGCAUCGUUUACCAGGUUCCAGACACUCCGCCUCCAGAAAAUCUUCCCCGCCUCGUUAGCCAAUCAGCUGAUCUCGUAUGGCAGCUGCCAGUUCCCUACGCUGGGAUUCGUCGUGGAACGUUUCAAAUCCAUCCAGGCGUUUAUACCGGAGACGUUCUACAAGAUCAGAGUCCUCCAUGAGGUAGAGGAGGAGUCAGUAGAGUUCGGCUGGAAGAGGAACAGACUGUUCAACCACACGGCCUGUUUAGUACUCUACCAGAUCUGUAUGGAGGUAGGAGGGGUGUCUGUCUAGUACUCUACCAGAUCUGUAUGGAGGUAGGAGGGGUGUCU
This is a messenger RNA of Salvelinus fontinalis (brook trout), 1300 nucleotides long. RefSeq names its product DNA topoisomerase 3-alpha-like. The transcript is spliced from 8 exons. NCBI's taxonomy places the organism in Eukaryota, Metazoa, Chordata, Actinopteri, Salmoniformes, Salmonidae. Gene Ontology annotation, molecular function: DNA binding; DNA topoisomerase type I (single strand cut, ATP-independent) activity. The coding region runs from base 285 to 1262 and encodes 325 amino acids. Gene Ontology annotation, cellular component: nucleus. The record is from RefSeq and is a predicted model, not a curated record. Gene Ontology annotation, biological process: DNA topological change.